CUGGGUUCAUUUAGAUAAGAGACAAAAUCUGUUAGGACCGGCCGGUUCUUUUGAAAACCGGUCAGUUUAGAAUUUACUACUGUUAACCGUUAACGUAUGGUAUGAGACCGGGCGUUGGUUAUGAUUAACUGACUUAUCUUCAAUCCUUCCUUUAAGCCAUUCCCAGAUUUUUUUUCUUCUCCCCCAUUCUCCAAUCUCCAUUCUUGCAAGAAAUUUCAAAAGCCCAUUAAUAUGUUUUGAUUGAUUCCCUCUUCAAAAUAACGAAAAGGGCUGCUGAUUGUUACAGAGUUAAAGAAGAAAAUUAUGAUGAUAGUUCAGUCCACCAUUGUUCCAGCUUUAAAGCUACAGGGCUUUCCUCUGAAACUUCAGCAUCCAAUUCUAACUUCAACCCAUAAAUACUCUGAUAAUGCUCGUAUCUCAGCUUCAUUUCAGUGGUCAUUCGUUCAUCCCAAGUUCAGGCUUCCGAAAAAGUUCUCUUGUCAGAUAUUUGGAAAGGAACGGAGAAGUAUUUCAAUCUCGCUUUUACCAAGAGCAGAAGAAGAUUCAAGGUAUCUUUUUGUUGAAGAAGGGGUAACUUUUGCGCAAAGGAACGCCGUGUAUGUUUCGGGCUUUUGCAGUGGAGUAAUGUUUUGGUUAGCUUCAGCACAAGUCACGCUAGCAAGUGAGAAUAUCAGAAUAAAUGAAGUUUAUGAGACAGGGGAAUUGUUUGAAUUAGGAAUUCAGCUCACUUACUUGCUUUUGCUACUGGCAUUGCUUGGGGUCGGAAGUUUCUUUGUGAUACGUCAGGUUCUUGUCCGUAGGGAGCUUGAUCUAUCUGCAAAAGAAUUGCAAGAGCAAGUAAGGAGUGGAGAUGCUAGUGCAACAGAGCUUUUUGAACUUGGAGCUGUAAUGCUGAGAAGGAAGUUCUAUCCAGCUGCUACAAAGUAUCUGCUUCAGGCCAUUGACAAAUGGGAUGGUGAUGAUCAGGACCUUGCUCAAGUUUACAAUGCGCUUGGCGUCAGUUAUGUACGGGAUGAAAAACUAGACAAAGGAAUAAUGCAGUUUGAGAAGGCAGUAAAACUUCAACCAGGUUAUGUAACAGCUUGGAACAACCUUGGUGACGCCUACGAGAAGAAGAAGGAUUUCAAAUCAGCCCUAAAGGCAUUCGAAGAGGCUCUGCUUUUCGAUCCGAACAAUUCCAUUGCACGCCCAAGACGCGAGGCAUUGAAGAAUAAAGUAACAGUAUACAAAGGAGUUGCUGUCAAAUCGAAGAAGAGCUGAUUCCAGGGAAGAAUUGCCUUAGCUACAAUGAAUGAAUGUAAGAGGUUUUAAUUAACAUUAAAUAGCCUGACAGUUAACCAAACACAGUUUUGAAAACAAGAAGAGACUUGUGCUUUAUAUGUUCCAAAUGGGCUUUUGAACAGAAUGGAUUCAGAGGUGUAGGAAGAUAAAUUGGCUGUUGUAAAUUGCAGAUAUGAAACUAUUUUUUUUUCUCCUUUUUGGUGGUUGAAUGAAAUAGAGAGUACAUGUGUAACAAUCUUCUGAGUUAUGAUUGAUCGUGUCUUAUCCAAGAAUUGCAUCUGAAAGC
Oldenlandia corymbosa var. corymbosa is the source of this 1567-nucleotide messenger RNA. The record is from the annotation of a GenBank genome assembly. Lineage: Eukaryota; Viridiplantae; Streptophyta; Magnoliopsida; Gentianales; Rubiaceae.